CUGGAGUGCAGUAUUAUAACAUUGGAUUCGUCAUUGGUGAUCAUAUUUGAGUGAUGAUCAAACAGACAAAGUGAUUAUUAUAUAUACCUAUCAGAUAAUCGGAGAUAAUGGCGGUCGCGCCGGUACUUCCGGUUUUAUUAAUCGUUAUACUAGCCAAAUGUCAAUGUGAACCAACGAAUAUAUACAAUUAUAAUAGUAACAAUGGAAAAACUGCAUCACAUUUUGGAAACAUAUUGAAGCCGCCACCGCUGUUGCCAAUAUUGCCAGUACCAUUCCACGGAGGAACGGGGAAAAUACGACAGAAUAAUGACUUCGGAUAUCAGUACCAGGCGACCCCGCCGCAGCCACCUCCAGCGCCUCCUAUCGCACCAGCGACAGAUUUUAAAUUCCCUGCGCCAUUUUACAGGCAGUACAAUUUUAACUUUGUACCGGCACCUCAGCCAUUUACGACGACACCAUCGCCAAAUUUGUUUCAAAAAGUUUCUAGUUGGCUUUUUCCGUCUCAACAAACAGCAUCCGAAUUAGAACCACAAAUAAAUUACAAUUAUAACAUAGCGCCUUUAAAGAAAGACUGUAAUCCAUGCAACUUAGUGCCAUGGAUACCGGUUAUACGAUAUGACUUAGCAUCCGAUAGUGGACGUCAAAGUAAUAAUCCUACUUACGGACCACCAAGUCCAACAGCCAAAGCUAAUGCUUAUUCAGGUCAAAACGUACCAGUACCUUUUAACACUCAGAAUAAUAACGUUAAACAAGGUCAAAUUUCAACUGGUGUACCUCAUACCAGCUACGGUCCACCAGGUCUCUCUCAAUUUAGGAUUCCAAGUUCGACUUACGGGCCUCCAAGUCCUACCCAUACUAUAAAUAUUGCUAGUCAAACUCCACCGAGUGCUCCAUAUUCUGAUAAUUCUUCACACGAGCCACCAAAUACAUCUAUCGGUUCUGGUUCGAAUUUCCAACCACAUAAUUCACCUUAUAGUACACAAGAUUCAGCACAUCAAUCAUCCCCUUUCAUAUAUACAAGUCCUUCAUUAAAUUAUAGAAAUCCCGUACCAUCAACAACACACAACCCAGUUUCAACGGGUUAUAAUCCCGAAAUAUUAAAUCAGCAUUUGCCGGUACAAAAUAAUAUAGAUGAAUUUAGGGAAAUAGAACCAGCUACAGAAUUUCAACUUCCUAAAGUUACACAUCCUACAGGUUUUAGAAACUCUUAUGGAGAACCUAUUGUCAAUACGUACCAUUUAGAUUACCCAUAUUCUGUGUCAGCUGCUGGUGCUGCAUCGUCUAAGAUAAAGACUGAAGUAUUACCUGACAAAUUUACAAAAGCCCAAGGACCAAACACAACUAUGGCAUUAUCUAACCCUGCACCAUUUAGCCUAAAUAGAGGAAGAAAUAUUCAUACACUACAACCAGUUGCAUUACCUAACCUCAGUGUUUCGCCGCUACCUCCAAUUUUUAAUGCACGACCAUUUCGGACAGUAUCAACAAAAUAUCCCCCAAACAUUGUUCAAGGUAUAAACCAUUUGCAGUCUGGACAAAACAAGGUUAACAUAGCGAAGAGUGUUCCUGUUGCAGAAUAUACACAGUCUAUAGAGUAUCCUACAACUUUUAUUCAGUCACCGGUUAUUGAUAUCGAUCAACUUAGAAAUAUGAAUCAGUCUAAAGCUUAUAGAAACAUAGCUAAUGGGCAUGAAAUAGAUGAAAUACGAGAUAUAUCUCCUCAAGCUUCCGAAGAUCACAUAUCAGCAGCAAAAUCAAACCCAGACAUCAGUUUUGAAAGUAUCGGGUUUACUAAUGAUUUAUAUGAUGCAAGUGUACCUUUCGACUUGCAGCAAUCUUCCAAAGUUCCGUUUAAUCACAAAGUUAGCUUUGCUGAUUUGCGAGGAGUUAAAGAUGAAGAUGUAGACAAAUAUCGCACUGAGAGCAAUUUGCAAUACAUCGAUUCACCUCUACUUUAUUUAAAGCCUAGUGCACCACAUAAAAAUUAUAAGAACUUUGCAUUUUCGAGAACAACUCCAAGUAAAGAAAAUGAAUAUGAAAUAUACGAUGAUAUUCCAACAACGCUAUCACCAACACAAACAACUUUUUUAAAUACGUGGGAUACAAGUAGGACGCACGACACUGAAGAUUUAUCUCACACAACUGCGGAGGAAGAAAAUAAAAAUCAUCCUAAAAUAGUUCAAAUUAUAGUACCUUAUACGAACGGUAAAAAAAUAUAUGAUGACAUUAAAAAUAAAUUUUCACCUAGUCAGAUUGAUUUCACGAAUAACGACCAGGAAUAUCAAGCUAGAAAAAUUCAAUCAAAUACCGAAAGCAGUUUCAUUACUGUCGCAACUGAAGGCUACAGCAAUACAGCAACAACUGAGACACCGAUGGCAACUAUGACCGACCACUAUGACACAGAACGAUUAAAUACACCAGCUGUUGACUUUUAUGAUGUGAAAGAGCCACCGUUUGACAUUAUAAAAUUACAGCAUACAAUAGAUGACUGGACGGAGCAAGAGUAUUCCAAGCACUAUAACAUCCCGCAGAAAACGCGUUCCAAUGAAAAGUAUGCUAAGCAAAUACCCGAUGAAUACUUUACAACAAUCAGUCCUGUUACAAACUUCGAUACCGAAAUUAGUAAUUAUAAUUUUGAUUCCUACGAUCACGAGGGUUCGAGCAGUAUACAAUACACAGUCACCGAAAAUCGGACAAAUUCUUUUCCUAUUAAACGUAAAGAAUAUAAUGUUAUCGAAAUGACAAAAAAUAGUUAUAACACUGACAAGAACGAGGUGUCAGAAGGUCCUAAAAAGUUACAUAUUUAUACAGCUGCUUCUACUUUUCGGAGCGCAAAGACCACGACCCCGGCACCAUGGGGACAUAUUCAGACGUCAAUAUCACCCUUGACAAAUGAAAAAGUAUACGUCGUUACAUCUAAACCAUGGCGGGAAAAUAAUAUCACAAAGGAAUAUGAUUAUGGUGGUGAAAAUUUGGAAUUAAAAAAAGAGGAAUUCGAUGAUGACUCUUCUUUAGAUGAUCUAUCAUUUCAUUCACCUCGCUUUUCUAACAGACCUUCGUACGGAUUUACAGCAGACUCAGUUGAAUCUACUAAGCUUGAAUCACCGUAUGGUUAUUCUAAAGGAUGGCAUCGAAGAAUAAAUAAUCUGGAGUAUCCCAAUUCUUCAUCAUUCGAAGAAGACUCAGAUAAGGAAACUAAGGAGGAAAAAACUUCAAAAGCUGGUAGUGUUGACGAGUGA
Messenger RNA from Vanessa atalanta (red admiral), 3236 nucleotides. RefSeq lists its product as uncharacterized. Lineage: Eukaryota; Metazoa; Arthropoda; Insecta; Lepidoptera; Nymphalidae. The record is from RefSeq and is a predicted model, not a curated record. The coding region runs from base 108 to 3236 and encodes 1042 amino acids. The transcript has 4 exons.